Molecule: messenger RNA, 201 nt
Organism: Peronospora matthiolae
Lineage: Eukaryota; Oomycota; Peronosporomycetes; Peronosporales; Peronosporaceae
Source: the annotation of a GenBank genome assembly
AUGGGCGCCAAUGUGGCCAAACCCGCGGAACCGCUCAACGACCCGUGCGCGGACGCAAUGAAGGCCUACGUGAAGUGCGUGGAGGCAAAGACCGCUGAGAGCGGGGGACUGCGUGAUGGCGAAGAGUGCGAGAAGGAAAGUGAGGCGUAUCGCGAGUGCAGGCGCAAGGCCAAGGAGCUGAAAGCCGCGGUCAAAAAGUGA